Phalacrocorax carbo (great cormorant) is the source of this 6305-nucleotide messenger RNA. The record is from RefSeq and is a predicted model, not a curated record. Lineage: Eukaryota; Metazoa; Chordata; Aves; Suliformes; Phalacrocoracidae.
AGGGCAGCUAAGCGCGGUGGCCUGUGGUGGGGGAAGGGGCCGGUAUGGCGGCGGCUGUGGCGGUCAUCGGCAGGGCGUGCAGCUAUGGCGCCUUCCGAGCGGCGUGGCGAGGGUUUUCUUCUGUGCCAGUGAAAGGGAGUUGCUGUUCGUAUUCUAGCCUGGCGUGGGCUUUCCAGACACGGUGUUCCAUCUCUGCCCCCUGGAAUGUGACAGUUGAGCAACGGAGACAAAGCAGUUUCUUCAAUACGUUGACAGCUGAUGAGCUAUGGAAAGGAGCUUUGGCAGAAACUGGUGUGGGAGUGAAGAAAGGAAGAGGAAAGAGAAGGAAGAAGAAGCUAAGGAAGAAUCUCAAUAAAGGCCAGGAGAUCGGUGAAGGACGCUCCGGUUUCCUCUGGCCUGGUCUUAAUGUUCCUGUGAUACAAAGUGGUAGAGUCCAGGCAGUUACUCAGCGAAAAAAAGAAGAACGAGAGAGAAUUCAGUCUCAAAUUGUUCAGCAGAGAGAUACAUGGGAGAAGAAAAGAAAAAUAAAAGUGAAGAGAGAGGGAGGAUGGAGUGGAAGUUGCUGGGGAGGUGUCAUUCUGGAUCCUCCUGACCCAGGUCCUAAUGGAGAAACUUUUGAAGAUUUUGAAACAAGAGUCAUUGAGGUGAAAAAUGUGUUUUGUAUGAAGGCAAAGGAAGGCAGAAAAAAAUCAAUACGUGCCUUAGUGGCUAUUGGAAAUGGUAAAGGGGCUGCAGGUUUUGCAAUGGGGAAAGCAGGUGACAGGAUGAAUGCUUUACGGAAAGCAAAGAAUAAAGCAAUACGCUGCUUACAUUUUAUAGAGCUAUAUCAGAACCACACAAUUUACCAUGACAUUACAGCAAGAUUUAAAAGCACAAACAUCCGCAUGAAGAAACAAAACAAAGGGUAUGGUCUUCGUUGCCACCGAGCUAUCAUCACCAUCUGCAAACUAAUUGGCAUUAAAGACAUGUACGCCAAGGUUUCUGGAUCCAAAAACUUGAUUAACAUUACCAAAGCUCUCUUUAAAGGCUUGACACAACAGGAGACUCACCAACAGUUAGCGAACCAGAAGAGUCUCUAUGUAGUGGAGUUCCGGGAGGAGCAGGGCCCUCUGCCCAUCGUAGUGGCACUGCCUGAGGGGACUGUUCGUGAGGAUCCCGAGCCUGAAGAUGAGGUUCCAGACACAAAGCUGGAAUGGAGUGAGGUGAAAGAAGCUCAGGGAAUGAAGAAGUCUUCCUGGGCAAAUGUCAGACGGGCAGCGUGGUAAAAACUUCAGUCUUUCUGUCUUUUCUGCUCAGAGGUGCAAUUGGGAAAGUCCAGCCCAAAUGGACAGGUUGUCUAGGCUUACAUUUCAGAGGGGAGGGCACCAGUAGCUGUCUCAUGACAUUCAUAUGCUGCUCCCAUUGCUACCAUUCAGUAACUUUGUUUGCUUUCCCACAAUUCUUCUGACCACUGUUCAACUAGGAACAUGCAGACUUAAGCAGCUGGUGAACAUGACUUUGACUUUAAGCAUGUAUUUACUUGAUUCAUUAAGAUGGUGUUUAAUCAACAGACCCCAUGUUUCUUGGGAAACUACUGAAGAUAUAAGAUUGUGAAAGCAAUAAAGAAUCCUCAGAAGGAGUUCAUUGUGGGUUUGUUGGGGUCUUUUUUGCAAAAUGCCAAUGUCUGGGAGAUCUUGAAGCAAGCAGCAGUAGUGGGAGUUAAUGUAUGCACUCUCCACCUCCUUCCCUAGGCUCACUCAUUAUGGUGGGGGAACUGUGAAAUCAAAGUAGAAGUUGUGUGUCCUCUGGUGGGGGGGAGGGCAAGGUGAUGGUGGUGGCCAACAGCUGGAGUUGUGCAAAUACUGUUCAUGCAAGUGGGGGAGUUCCCCAAAUGAGGCGGAGCCCAAAUAGCUGAGGACAGCCACCCCACAGUCUCCUGUGGGAUAUUGCAGUGUUAUGACUGCCAUUGGAAGUCUGCUCCAAAACCUGCAAUCCAGCCUUUCCUAUGGUAGUCUCCUCUGGACAUGUGCUGGGAUAAGACCUAACUUCAUUUUCUGCCAAUUUGAUACUGAGCACAGUAGUCUUGGACCCUACCCAGAACUUAAAGUGCUACAGCUGUCAGAAGUUUAAAGGAGAAAAAGAACAUCCAUGAUACAUGCCAGCCUCUGCCCAGAGAUGAAGUAAACCCCUUCAUGUAGCAGAUCUCCAACUGAAGCACACAGGUACAUGCUAGAUGAUAGAUUGGAGGAUCCGUCACCCAACUCCUACCAGAAGAUUUCUCUGUAUGAUAAAAGGUGUUUCUACCACCUGUUUUGUUAGUACAGGAGAAAACACGUUAGAAAUACUUCAAGAUCAGCCUGGGAAGUUAUGUCCGAAGUUCUGAUGUUAAAGACAUUUAGGAGCAAUAUUUUGCCUUGAUUUCAGUGCAGGUUCCUAAAGACAGCAGUCACGUACGUACAAAGAGGCAAGAUGAAUUUAACUGAGUUGUAUCUCACUCUGUUAAUGGAAAUUUUAAUUCAAAGGCCAUGCCUGCUGAGCAGUUGGCUGAAAGCUUUAUUCCUGUUUGCCAGCUCAAUUUAAAUCCACCUUCAGCAGGAUUGCAAAGUGUUCAGUUUGCAAACCUUCUUGUUAGCAGCAUAUAAAACUACUGUUCAAGAGUAUGUGCUCACGCUUAGCUUGCAUCUUACUGUUGAGCAAAAUCAAGAAUGAAUAAACCUGGGCUGAAAGAAUCAAAUCUUGCUGCAUUUAGAAGACACUUUAGUUUACCUCUGUCCUUGCAGAAACUGAGCUCAAGUGAGUUGACUCUGCCACUGGCCAGAAACAGCCUGAGCUUGGGUAGUAGAGAGAGCCUAAAGUGCUGACUGGAUCAGCUCUUAGUCAAUUGUUUCCCUUUGUUGCAGUGAGCAGAAGGGUCAUGCCAGCAUUUUCUCUCUUCUUGGAAUGAGGAAUGUGUGUGUCAGUAGCAGGUGACUGCGUCCUACUUGGAGAUGUCCUGCUACUUCCUUUCACUCUGUUCUUGCAUUCCCUCACCCAACAUAUCUGGAGAAGCCCCCCAUAUUCUGGCCUAAGUAUGGUGAUGGUGCCACAGGAGAUCAUACAAGGCCACUGCUGCACAAAAACUGGGGAUGUGGGUAAUGUCAAGGUCUCAAGCAAUGCCCCAUCUGCAUAGUGGGAUGAGAUGGCAGAAUUGGGCAGGUCCUUGUGUGAUCUUGGGAAUGGCUAAAGAAAGACCAGCUAUAGGGACAGGUCCUUAGCUAGCAGCACCCGAUGCAGAGCAAGUUGUAAAGUCCAUCUCUCCCCAGAUGACCUGGACCUGAACACUUCCUUGUGCAUCCCAAACAGAUCUCACACCAUAUAUUCCCAGUUUGUGAAGUAUAUAGGCCAUCACUCUGCACAAGGGAGACUUGCAGACAGACAUCUCCCUUGAACCCUUCUUGGUCACUCAGUAAUUUCUGUUCUCACUGCUAGUGCAAGGUAGAACAACACAUCAUUCUCAGUGAAUCUUUUUUCCAUCAGCUAAAGCGCUGGGAAGUGUCUGACUGAUUUCUAGCCCGUGCCUCCAAGAGAAUCCACACAAGCCUUGGAGGUCCACCUUGUGUGCUAGUAGAAAUGAGGAGCUGCAAGGCAAGGAAGUGGUAGGGUGAAUGUCAUUUGCCUUUUCAGAACAUAAAGGAAGUAAUGUAGUAACCACCAAUCUUCCCCUUUCCCCAAGGUCUGCACACCAGCUCUACUUGCAUCUGCUCCCACCAGGGUCUUCAGGACUCCUCUGCCUUGUCUGUGCUCUCUGGAGGAGGUUUAGGGCUCUUCUUAGACCCACAGGACAGUAACUCAUGUUUGAGCAUUUCCAUGAAUUGGGAAUCCCUGUCCUCAAAGCAAAUGGGGUUUCAGUGCUUGAUUCUGUUAGCACAAGGGGGACCAAGGAGUAGGACAAGGAGACCAAGGAGUCUCGGUAGAAAGAUCCCAGGUGGGGAAUGGACCAUAGUUGGGUCAGGAGAGGGGGAGGCAGGCCGAGCUGGCCGUGAAUCAGACUCUGCCACAGACCCACAUGGGGCUUUGAUCCCUCCAUACAUGUAAUCUUUUUGUGGGUUUCCUGUUUUCACAAGUUUGUUCGUAUUAAUACAGAUGCUUGUAUGGAUGUUUUACCCAGCAUACAGUUUGCUCAUCACUCACAGAUAAACCUGACUGUAAAAUGAGAAACAUCAGAAACUCUUGCAUUUCCCAUGGAGGUGACCAGGAUUUUCUAUUAAGUUUCUUUGCUUUCAGACAAAGCCAAUUAUACUCCUACAAUUCAGGAGAAGAUGGAAGUGCUUCUAACUCAUUGCAUCACUGGACACAAGACAGAAGUUGCCUCACUUGGGCAAUACAGGACUUGUUCUGUGUGUAGAAUAUACACAACCAACAGAUAAUGUAAAUGAAAUUAAGAAAGCUUCAUCCAGGCAAGGUGAGACCUUUUUGUUUCCAUGUAAAGUACACGCACUUUUGUUUAUGCCCCAUUCACAGAUGCAAAAAACUAAGCAAGACUUUCCUGAGUUUCUCUGUCUCUGUGUGUGUAUAUAUACACACACAUACAUACACUUCUCUGUGUAAAUAUAUAUGGUCAAGUUCUGUUCAACCUAAGGAUGGAAAGCAGGGACAUAGUCCAAACCCUUUUGUCUGUCUGCCAAGUCUCUGCUGUCUGAAUGUCUUCUAGUUUCAGCCUGGGGAGCUCCACUGAGCCUUCUGCAUUGACACAGAUGUGGAUUUUGUGUGGCUUGUGUAUCUCUUGGGUAGCAGGUGAACAGCAAGGGCGAACGAGGGUCACCGGAGGAGUGGGGAAGCGACUCCCAGGUGAAAUGAGAGCACUCCAGGUGGUCAUUUGAAGGGGCUGAGGAGAAUGUUUUGGGGGCCACCUUGUAUCUCAGCCAGAAAUGGCUGACUGUGAGUUGCAGGUUUCUUCAAAGGCAGGGAAGUGGGUUGUGCCUCUGCGCAGUUGCCACAUGUGAAGGAUGAAAGCUCUUUAGGAAGCAUUAAGAGCGGUUGGUGACAGAGUUGGCUAAUCCCUGUGCAAUAAAUAGCAGGGGUCUGGGGAGAGAUGUGGCACUUGUAUCCCCAUCAGGUGUAGUCUGGCUAAGCGCAGGCAGCAUUUCCAUUGUGGGAAUGUGCAGUGUUGUUCCUUGGCACAGAAAAACAAGGGAGAAAUGAUGUAUUUCCCAGGAACCGCUGAGAGAUGAUGAAUUGGGAUGCAUUCAAGGACUUUCACAGGGCUUGCUAGGAAUUACUGUCUCUAGGAAAUUGACAGGAACAUUGUACAGUUGUUGGCUAAGAAUUUUCAAACAGGAAUAACAAUACUUAUUCCACUGCUGUUUUCUAGGAUUGCCCACACUCGUUUUGAAACAUGCGAGGACUGCCUCAAUGUAUGGCCCUGGAGAAGUGCUUCACCAUUUGGCUUUUUUCAGAGUAUUUCAUUGUGUGGCACUUUUGGGGGGGGUUUUGGAGUGAUAAAAUGCCCAGUUCUUAUUGGAGUGCAUCACUGGAUCAGCCUGGAGGAACGCAUCACCACACAGCAUUUUUUGGACCAAUUCACUGUACAGCCCUGUUUGGGUUUUUUGGGAACUCUCCACCUUGGGGCUUUUUUGGAGCCCUCCAUCUCCUGGAUUUUUUGGAGCUUUCUGCCCCAGGGCUUUCUGGAAGUGCUCCAGCCUUCCUGAAGGUGUUCUGGGUGCUCUCUAGCAUAGGGCUUUUUCAUAGAGCUUCACUGUUUGGAUAUUCUAAAGCACUUCAUCCCUGUGCUUUUUGGAAGUGCUCCAUCCCAGGGCCUUUUCAGAGCCUUCCAUUUCUUGGGUUCUUUGGAGCACCCUGGUGCUUUUUUGGAGGUCCACUCUCUCUCCCCCAGUGCUUUUUGGGAGCUCUUCAGCUAGGGCUUUUUUGGAAGAACUUCAGAAUUUUGGGUGUUGGGAGCCCUUUACGGUUUGGCUUUCUUAUGCUACACCACCUGACAUUUUUUGAGUGCAUUACCACACUGUCCUGGAGGAGUACAUCACCAUUUAGUUUUUUUCAGUCAUUCUCUGUAUGUUUUUUUUUUUGCAGUCCUUCAUUAUUUGGGUUUUUUGGAGCUCUCCACCCCUGGGGCUUUUUUGGAGCCCUCCACCAUUUUGGGUCUUUUUGGAGCGCUUCACCAUCUGGCUUUAUUUGGGUGCAUCAUUGUCUGGCUUUUUUUAAGGAAGCUUCAGCAUUGUGCUUUUUUGGGAACUUCACUGUCUCACUCUUUUGGGGAGCGUCAUCACCUAGCAUUUUUGGGGGUGCAUCACCAUGCAGCUCUGGAUGAGUGGUGUGUUUUAUUAACCAGG